AUGUGGGGGGUUCUAGCUCGGCCCAACUCCGAUCUACAUGUACUGGCUCCGAUUUUCGCUGCAAACCCCGGAGAAACCUGCGACCUGCUUCUAAGUCUUGUCAGGUUCAAGUUUAUCAUUAAUCUUGCAAAAAUCGAGAAACUCCAUGUGGCUGAACUUUAUGUCCUUGAAUCUCAAGACCUGGGACGGCUUGCCGAGUACGCAAAGAGUCUGGGAGUACGCAAAGUCUGGGGUCUGGGGUCGCUCGAUCUCCGGCUUUGUGGUGGAAAGGGAUAUGCCAAGCCCGGUUAUGAUUCGUGA
Messenger RNA from Penicillium malachiteum, 300 nucleotides. RefSeq lists its product as uncharacterized. The transcript has 2 exons. Lineage: Eukaryota; Fungi; Ascomycota; Eurotiomycetes; Eurotiales; Aspergillaceae. Bases 1 to 300 code for a protein of 99 amino acids. The record is from RefSeq and is a predicted model, not a curated record.